GAAAAGCACAUGGGUAAACUAUAAAGGGUUGGGUGGAGCCAGUCAGCUGAUUCGAGUAUCCUCCCUCCCACACUAACCCCACCACUCACCCAUACGUAUUACCCGGCACCACUCUCCAACCCUCCCCCACUCUCACAGUCCCUCGUGCCGUCUCCCGUUAGCUCCUCCCCUUGCUCCCUCCUCUGUCUCUCCCGCGCUCCGGUCCUCCCUCCCCAGCGCAUCAGGCCACCUCCACGGACCGAUCAAUAUCGCGAGAGGUUACUGCAGUGAAGGGAACACGAAGGCGGCCUCACAGCGUGCUCUGCUGAUAGUUUUCUUGCUAUUAUUUCAUCGCCUAGGAACCCUUGGCACCCAUCGUCCCAUGCCCGCUUUCCUCAGCACCUCGUGGGCUCGGGAAACGCGCCGCCAGACAGUGUAGUGUUGUGUGGUGGUGAGGAGACAGCGAAGUGUAGUGAGUGUGUGUGGCGCGAUCAGGAGCUUGCCGGUCGACGACAUUUGGGUUCCCAUUGCUUCCCAACUCCAGUUGCAGGAUGGCGGUGCGGGGCGUGAUGACUCCCCAUGGAUGGUACGUAAAGGCACUACCCUCGGGGGAGCCAUACCCCCUGGAGUCCCGCUUGAACCCACUGUUCCGUGAGGCAGGUGUCACCACGCUUUGUGGCGCCCUCAAGUACAGCGCCUCAUUGCACGGUUCCAAGCCCUGCAUGGCCACCAGGCAGCUGCUGCGGCGGGAACGGGAAGAGAAGAACGGGAAGACGUUUGAAAAACUGGAGUUGGGCGAGUACCGAUGGAAGACUUACGAGGAGGUGCAGCAAGCAGCGGUGGAGGUGGGCCUCGGUGUGCGACGUCUGGGACUAGAGCCACUGGACCGCGUGGUGAUCUUCGCUGAGACCCGUGCCGAGUGGCUGACUGCUGCAAUGGGCUGCCUACAGCACCGCAUCACAGUGUGCACGUUGUACACCACGCUCACCGACGCUGGGGUGGCUCACGGCAUCAAUGAAACAGAAGUCUCACUUGUUUUCACAUCCUUCGACCUGCUACCUCGCGUGGCCCGCGUGUUGCAGCAGUGCCCUCGGGUCACAACGGUGGUGGUGAUGGAGGAUCAGUUAGAAGACGUAGGCGACACCAGUAAAAUCCCCUCCAAUGUCCGCAUGGUGCCCUUCAAAUCCUUCUGUCAAAAGGAUCCCGCAGUGGCGGCAGUCUCGACGCCGGUGCCACAGGCGGACGACGUGGCCAUCAUUAUGUACACAAGCGGGUCGACGGGUACUCCGAAGGGCGUGGAGCUGUCACACACCAACAUCCUGGCUAGCGUGGUAGCUUACUCCGUCCAGAUGAACGUGGGGCCACAGGACCGCUACCUUUCCUUCCUCCCGUUGGCACACAUCAUGGAGCUCGCUUCCGAGAUCGCCCUCAUCUCUCUUGGCGCUACUAUCCUGUACUCCUCUCCGCACACUCUCACCAGCACCAGCCCCAAGGUGAUGCGAGGCACCGAGGGGGACGCCAAGGUUGCACGGCCCACCGUCAUGAACGCUGUGCCGCUGGUGCUGGACCGCAUCAUCAAGGGUGUGACACAGAAGGUGGAGAAACAGGGCUGGUUGAAGAGCCUUGUGUUUAGCGAAGCCGUUAAGUACAAGUUUUGGCUCGAGUACAUCCCCUUCACUUCUUACUUCAUGAACACGUUUAUCUUCAGAAGAGUGCAAGAAGAACUGGGCGGUGAGCUAAAGCGGUUGGUGGUAGGUGGGGCACCACUCUCUCCUCAGACCCACGACACCAUGCGAGCCAUCUUUGACGUGUCCAUCCAAGUCGGGUAUGGAUCUACGGAAACUUCUUCGUGCAUCAGCGGUAUGGACGAGGACGAUACCAUCACUGGCCACACGGGGGGCCCAAAUCUGGGCGUGCUGAUGCGGCUGGUGGACUGGGAGGAAGGAAACUACCGAGUUACAGACAAGCCGAAUCCGCGCGGCGAGAUCGUGGUGGGCGGCCCCGUUGUGUGCAAAGGCUACUUCAAGCUGCCGGAGGAGAACAAAACCGCGUUCUUCGAGGAGGACGGAAUGAGGUGGUUCCGCACAGGUGACAUUGGCGAGGUGAACUCCCUCGGCUCCAUAAAGAUCAUCGACCGUAAGAAAGAUCUGGUGAAGCUGAAGCACGGCGAGUACGUGUCUCUGGGUAACACGGAGUCCAAACUGAAGACUCUAAAUAACGUGGAGAACAUCUGCGUCUUUGCCGACUCCACCAAGGACAAGACGGUGGCGGUGGUGGUGCCCUCGGCGGAUCGGCUGUGGAAGGUUGCGGCCAGCGUGGGAAUUGAUGAGGGUACGCUUACCAUCGAGGAGCUGUGCACUGACGAGCGGGUAAAAGAGGCCAUCCUGAGGGAGCUGCAGGCGCACGGUAAGAAGUGUGGCCUCACGCGGUGGGAAGUGCCCGCCGCCGUGUACCUGACUCUGGAACCCUGGACGCCCGACACCGGUCUGGUCACAGCGGCUCUCAAGCUGCGCCGCAAACAACUGAGUCACCACUAUGAACACAGCGUCCACGACAUGUACUCACGGCUCGAUUAACACGAACGAUCUGGCCCGACACCUUUGGCCAGAUACUUGGCGCCCUGCCCUUAGUUCCGUAACCAAAGGCUGGUCGGUCAUCCAUGUAACACUGAGUCACGCGUUGGCGAUCAUACGUCUUAAUUCCUAACACAUCAAACACUAUACACUUAAGACAGAGAGAAUGUGAAGAACUUAUUUAGAGUCGUGUACAUAAUAAUUCGCAUUCAUGAACCAUUUGGCCCUGCGUGACACAUACAUCCCUCCACCUUUGUGCCUCCGCGUACCUUACCCCUGCACAGCCUCUUAAUCUUGCCUGCACUCGCCCCUCAUCAUCCCCAACCCCGUACCCUGGCACUGUGGUAUUCAUGUUUGGACCUUCCAGGGUCCUUUCAGGUUCCACAAUUAAGCCAACCAAAUCCGUCAACCUAAAUCCUCGUCUUUGUGCAAAAUGAACCUGUAAGCGGACACGCCGCCAACACAUUUGCUCUUACCUGCUGCUAAUUAAGCAGCUCCCACCUGUAGCUCAACAACAAAGGCAUCAAUUGCUAAUGUCGCUUAAUCUCGUCUCGGGAAGCAACACUUAGGCUUCAGUUGGCGGCCUCACGCAUCACCUCUUUAGUUUGCUACCCUGGAGUCCUUGCUUCACCCCGUGACACUCACUGAGGGAGGCGGGCGGAGCUAGAUAAUCCCUCCCUCUACCUUUACUAUCACCACCACCACCACCUCUUCGAUCUCAUUUCUUCGCUGUCGCCGCAGCACCUCACAUUUUUUGCCUUAUGAUAAUGCUUUUACUUCAGUCAUCAUUGUCUAUAUCAUCACUGGUGUGUGUGUGUGUGUGUGUGUGUGUGUGUGUGUGUGUGUGUGUGUGUGUGUGUGUGUGUGUGUGUGUGUGUGUGUGUGUGUGUUAUACAGUAUAUUCUUCAAUGUGCACGUAGUGAUACUAAUCCUUUGGCUCAAUAUAUUUAUUACAUACCUACAUACAAGUUCUAUAAUAAAUAUGAACAUACAUAUACAGGGUUUAAGUAGCAAGUUACUGAUGUUACGAAGGUAUACACUGGUGUAUACAAAAUGGUGUGUGUGUGUGUGUGUGUGUGUGUGUGUGUUUAACUAUCAUCUACAUUGAUAUUUCAUUGUAAUAUGUAUACAAAUAUUUAGAGAGCCUCUUCGUUGCGGUAUAAGCAACCGAGGAUCUUCCGAGGAAAAAGCUUAGACUAGCUAACUUGAUAUUAAUAACUUCGAUAACUAAUUCCAUAACGAUCAAGCCUCAAGUUACACAUUCCUUAUUCCGUGAAUAACACCCAGGAAUUAUGUAAAAA
Messenger RNA from Portunus trituberculatus (swimming crab), 3853 nucleotides. Its product is annotated as long-chain-fatty-acid--CoA ligase 4-like. The coding region runs from base 531 to 2555 and encodes 674 amino acids. The transcript has 2 exons. NCBI's taxonomy places the organism in Eukaryota, Metazoa, Arthropoda, Malacostraca, Decapoda, Portunidae. Gene Ontology annotation, molecular function: palmitoyl-CoA ligase activity. The record is from RefSeq and is a predicted model, not a curated record. Gene Ontology annotation, biological process: long-chain fatty acid metabolic process; neuron differentiation; long-chain fatty-acyl-CoA metabolic process. Gene Ontology annotation, cellular component: lipid droplet; endoplasmic reticulum; plasma membrane.